Messenger RNA from Parascedosporium putredinis, 213 nucleotides. The record is from the annotation of a GenBank genome assembly. NCBI's taxonomy places the organism in Eukaryota, Fungi, Ascomycota, Sordariomycetes, Microascales, Microascaceae.
CCCACUCUUCGAGAGCGCCCGAAUGGCCUGUGGUCCGGGCCCAAGCAGCUUGUCGACGGCAUCUUCCAGCAGAGUCAACCGCUCCUUCUCGGUCGUUGCCCGCGGGUAGUCUGCGUGCAGGACAAGAGACGCAAAGUCUACAAGAAAAGUGUCGCCGGCGGAGAUGCGACGUGUGGCCACAACGCCGAUCCCCUUGCCGUCGAUCUGGGCUAG